Molecule: messenger RNA, 861 nt
Organism: Aspergillus aculeatinus CBS 121060
Lineage: Eukaryota; Fungi; Ascomycota; Eurotiomycetes; Eurotiales; Aspergillaceae
Exons: 1
Coding region: 160-732 (190 amino acids)
Source: RefSeq, a predicted model, not a curated record
AUCCCCCUUGAAUGACCUCACGAGCAAGGGGUGGUUGAUAACUGCACCUAUGCUUGAAUACCCUGGCUAUGCAGGCUUCAUCAUGAAGACUCGUCAGUCAAUACUUAGUAACAUACCUUGGUGAGCCUGAGUGAGGCUUCACUUUUCUCAUCACAACCCAUGAUUGGCAUCCCUGGAACCGAAGCUCGGAGAACGGUCGCUCCUUGGCACCAAGGACAUGUUCUGGCAAUUUUCAGUCUGAUUAAGGCAGUGAGUUUGCCAACACUAAGGAAAAAGAAUCGAGCAUGCAACCAGGGCGCGGCUCAAGCCGCCAGCUGGGAGUCAGUACGAAUUAUUGUAGGUAGGCAUGGAAAUGGUACACUACGGGCCGAACCCGCGCCCUACGGCCGCCCCCCCUGCGGCCUCGGGCCGGUCGGCAACUGGAGCCUGCCCUCCUUUUGUUCUGCCUGGUGGGACUCACUUAGGACUUUCCUCAUUUUCCCAAGGUCCUCGCAGCAGAGUUUAUUUCCUUUCUCGAUGCUAGCCUGUGUGAGUCAGGAAGGUGAGCUGCGCGAGCACAGGUUCCACUCCUGGGAUCUUCGACAACUGGUGGGCCUCCGGGUCGCGGGUUGUACCCAGCAGGCAAUUCAUACUUUGGCUAUUGAUAUGAUUGAGUGUAGAUUCGAUGAAAGUCUACCCCGGAGGCCUGCAUCAAGAGAGGGGCCGGCAUUCAUGCAUCCCAGCACCGAGUGAAUGCUGCAGUUCCUUGAGGACUUUGUGAUAUCAAUCGAGCAAAGGAUGCCCGUUACGCUGGUGGUUCUCGCGCAUUGGACGGUCCUGCUCAAGUGCAUUAGCGCCGUGUGGUAUCUGGACGGCUGGAGA